AUGGAAGGUAUGGCGUGCAUUCUCGACCAUGAGCUGACUUGCGUAUACGAACCACUACACCUAGACGAUCCGCAAGGAUUCGUUGAGAUCUCGCAACGACCUCGGCAUGAAGCGACAGAUCCCUCUCUCGAACCUAUCUCAUCCAAUGACAGUCUUUCGCUCCUGCAAGAACCUGCUUUUGGGUUUCAACACGGGGAAUUGAUGCGACACUUCGUCCGCUCCACCUCCACCACGCUGGCUUUCUUCGUUGACACCAAAUGGUCAUGGGACGAAGAAGUACCCUUGCAAGCAGAUACUAAUUUGUUCCUGCUCCAUGGGGUAUUGGCCGUUUCAGCCUUACAUAUUUGUUCCCUACAACCUGCAAAUCCGGGCGAAUACCAUGUGAUGGCAUGUAAGCAUUACAGUCGAGCCACGGGUCUUUUCCAAUCGGCUGUGAGAAACAUCAACAAAGAUAACAGCACGGCGAUCCUCGCGUUCUCUCUCUUGGUAGCGAUCUUCCAACUCAAUGUAUCUCGCACUUACAACACACCGGCCUCCAGCGAGGUAUUUGACCCGUUCAACGCUGUCUUUGCUCUACGAGGAGCUUGGUCUUUGAUGGGCAUGCUACACCCAUUUCUUAUGCAGGCCCGAGUUGGCAAUCUUCUAAGACAACAGCGCCUCAAUUUCAUCGAUGUGCCGCUGGAUGAGAAACACGCCCAUACACUGGAUGGGCUUGCAGUUUUGAAUCGGUCAUCGAACAGUCCCAUCCCCACCAAAAUGGCCUGUGGCCAGGCCAUUGGCAUACUGCGAAAAUGGUACAGCAUCGUAGCUGGACGACCAGCCACUUGGUUCCACGUGGUAUUCUGGCCCUCGGCAGUACCAGACGAAUACGUCACCUUGCUGCAGCAGAAGAGCCCAUUUAGCAUUAAUCACAUUCAUACACUGGUGCAUUGGGAUGCAUCACAGUACGCCGAGAUGGUUUCUAGAUGGAUGGGGUAA
Rhinocladiella mackenziei CBS 650.93 is the source of this 978-nucleotide messenger RNA. RefSeq lists its product as uncharacterized. NCBI's taxonomy places the organism in Eukaryota, Fungi, Ascomycota, Eurotiomycetes, Chaetothyriales, Herpotrichiellaceae. The coding region runs from base 1 to 978 and encodes 325 amino acids. The transcript is spliced from 3 exons. Gene Ontology annotation, molecular function: DNA-binding transcription activator activity, RNA polymerase II-specific. Gene Ontology annotation, biological process: regulation of transcription by RNA polymerase II. The record is from RefSeq and is a predicted model, not a curated record.